Molecule: messenger RNA, 4907 nt
Organism: Solanum pennellii
Lineage: Eukaryota; Viridiplantae; Streptophyta; Magnoliopsida; Solanales; Solanaceae
Product: inactive poly [ADP-ribose] polymerase RCD1-like
Exons: 7
Coding region: 330-1634 (434 amino acids)
Molecular function (GO): NAD+ poly-ADP-ribosyltransferase activity
Source: RefSeq, a predicted model, not a curated record
GUAUUGCCUUUUUCUUCCUUCAUUUAAAUUCCAUGUUAUCUCCUUUUUAUCGCCUUCUGUUUCUUCCCUCUUUAAGUUCCUUUGCUUCCUUCCUUCUCCUAUAAUUUGUAUCAGUCAAUUGAUAGCUUUAAUCAGUUUUUCUUGUGCUUCUAAUUCGGUUUCACCGGAAAACUUGUGAAAGCAGAGGCGAAAGCAAUAUCGAUUUGUGUGCUGUUUGUAUCGCCUCCUUCUGUUUCUUCUUUGUCUUGUUUUUUAUCGGCGUCUGUUCUUCGUUCUAAGUUCCUUAGUCUCCUCCUCUAUAGUUUGUAUCGGUGAACGAAAUUUGAAGGAUGUCGACAGCUCCGGCCGGUUCCUGUGCUCCCAUGAUCGCCAGCGGUGAAAUGGAUUCGGUUUCAGCUAUUUUAAACGGUAACAAGGUGGAGAUACUUGUUCCUUUAGAGAGGACAGCAGGUGGAAGCGGGACGAAAGUGAGGGUUGAGGUUCCGAGGAACUGGUUGAUUCCGCCAGCUAGAUCGACGGAUCAUGCUCAGUUGUUGGUUCAGAACCACCAGAAUUUCAAGGUGAGUGGGAUGCCGGCGAGGAUUAUGAUGUUUAAGGAUGGAUCGUGGGUGGAUUUCGAGAAAAGUGCCAUGGAUGUACUGGUUUCAGCUUUUGUGAGUGGCGAGGCUAUGGUUGAGACGGUAAUGGGAGGGUGUACAUUCAUUUUUGAUUUUUAUCGAAUGAUAGGAAUCAAUUUGGACAGUGGGAAUGAGCUGCCCAUAGCUUGGAUUGAUGUCGGUGGUAACAGUUUUUACCCUAAGGUCUUCGUUGAGGGUUCAGAAAAUCUCGAUAAAAACGAGGUAAAUGUUGAUGAAAAGUUCUCCUCGGAGAAUGGUAAGGUUGAAUUUGAGAUAAAAAUCAUUGAGAGGAACUCAGCUGGAGACGUGUUAGGAAAGAGGAAGAUGGGAAGUGAGGAAAACGAGGUGGUGAGGGAAGUAGGAAGUUCCUCUAGGGAUGUGAUAGAGCAGCGUGUUGUCUCUACACCUACUGAAUUGCUUCCACCGAAGUGGCCUAGGACAAGGUCAUUGGGGAACGAGGAGGAAAGCUAUCGGAAGGCAAGUAGUUUACUUAUUUCUAUUUUGAAAGUUGGUGUUACAGUCACUGCUGUUCAUCAGUGCACUAGAACCGGGCCAGUGGAACAGGCCCGGUUAGAAGUUUUCCUAAAUAAUGUGAAGAUAGUGAAGAGAAGUAGAGGGGACGCCAGGAUUCAGUAUGCCUGGUAUGGUACAUCCUCGGCAAAAAUUGAUAGUAUCAUGCGGCGCGGUUUUGAAAUGCCAAGAAUCAUACCGGGUAUUCUUACUCACGGUGUUGGUAUAUACAUGUCGCCUUUAUACUCACCUCAAAAGAGUCACACGAUGUGCGAGGUAGAUGAAAAUGGUGAAAAGCAUAUCAUGUUAUGUCGAGUUAUAGUGGGAAAGCUCGAGAAGGUUGAGUUAGGAUCUCAGCAGCUGUUUCCGUCAAGUGCGGAGUUCGAUACUGGAGUUGAUGACUUAAUCAAUCCAAAGCUGCAUGUGAUAUGGUGUAGCAAUAUGAACACCCACAUUCUACCCAUAUUUAUAGUCAGUUAUAAAUCUGGCUUUCAUAUAACAGGUUGACUGAAUGGUAGUGCUCAUAGCGCAUUGAUUCUAUAGCUUGUAUAGCUCCCAAUCAGGAAGGCAAAGUAGGAAAAAAAAUUUCAUGACAGUUACAAUCUCUUGUUGGCUGUAAUCUUCUUGGACUUGGAUAAUUCAUGUCUUACUGACUGCUCAUUAGGCCCACGACCUUCUUGGACUUGGAUGCUUUAUGUUAGGGCGCACAAGAUCUCAGCACUUGUCUCCUAAUUUGAUGGAGUUGUUUCACUUCUCAAAGGUUUUCAUCACUAUUCGUUCGUCAUAUCAUUGUUAUAUGAAGGAGUGGAAAAGGAAAGAGAUCACAUUCUUCUUCGACUGUUGUCUGAUCUCUUGUCACUCACAUUAACUGGUUAACUAACGUCUUUGCAGGGCUAAGACCUUUUGGACCUAAUUGUUUCACGUAUUAAGGUACUCCGGUACAAGUUCCUUUUGCUUAAUUUUCUGUGUUUAUAAUAAACUUCGAAUAAGUGUCUUGUAGAAGAAGAAAGUUACUGCAUUUUUUCUCAAUGUCUCAUCAGCUGAUCGAAAUAUCACAGAAUCUAGUGAAGGUGAGGUGAGUGUGAAAAUCUUAGUGAUUGGAUGGCCUGAAAAACUGUACUUAGCACCUUUUGCUUUAAUGAGCAAGCAAAGACUAUGAUGCAAGUGAGGUGCUAAUAGUUCAGUUGUAUUUCCAUAUCUUUAGUGGAGCUUUCUUAUGGCUGGUUGCUACAUGAAAAAAAAUGUGGUCAUCUUUCAUGAGCAAAAUAGUGGGCUCCAAGCUUCCCCUUUUGCUUUAAUCUUCAAGGUUUAUCUGUUAUUUUCUUGACCAGCUAUCAUCUACGAAGUGAUUGGUCCAAGUAUAUUGUUUCCAACAGAUUAUCUUGUCCUAGCAUGCAAGAUAGUUGGUUGUCACUUGCUGUUGCUUCAUUAUUCAAGUUCAUCUUAUAUUUGUCACCAGCUGUUGCUUUAUUCUUCAAGGUUUAUCUGUUAUUUUCUUCUCGGCUAUUCAUCCAUGCCACUGAAGUAAUUGGUCCAAGUAUGUUCUCACCGACAGGUUUUGUCCAGCAUGCAAGGUAGUUGGCUGUCACCAGCUGUUGCUUCAUUCUUCAAGUUCAUUUCAUAGUGUCACAGGUGUAUGUCUUGAGUGCAUUCUUUUCAUCAGGUUCUGACACAACCCCCCCCCCUCCUUUUCUAGCUGCCUUUCCUUUUGACUUUGUUCUGAUUGCUUGGCUAGAAGGUGUAUUGGUAGAUGACUAUGUGGGGAGGACUGCAGAAUAAUAGUUAAUGGAUUGUCAUUACGUAAAUAAAUUUUCUAUAGUUUCUGGAUCACAUAAGUCAGAGUCCUAAAUAUUGAAGAAAGAAGAAUCAAUUUUCUUCCUUUCUUGAUUACCUUCUUAGUUCUUUGUGUAUGCAGAAGACUGAAUCCAUUCAAUUCCUAUGAAGGAUUACUAAUUCUUUGAACUUUUCAAAAUAUCCUUCAUCUCAACCACUUAUGUGUCAUCUUUUCGACCUUGCUUUUGUAGGUGCAAGUGAGAAAGAUUGAAAGGCAGUGUAUUAAUUUGUUUUCAGUAACCAUGUUGAUUCCCAUGUGGUGGUGCUUUUGUUGCUCCUUACUGCACUAGUGGCCUCUGAAGGAUCAGAACCACAAUUUUUAGCUGGUAGUCCUGUCUAAACUAAUUGAGAUAGAUAGAGGAUAUGUCAAAAUUGAGAUGGGGGAAAUAAAAAGGAAGGCCUAUCUGUGUUAAUCAAUAAACAUCAUAAUAUAGUCCACAAAUUGCAAUAGAGAAAUUAAUCUGAAAAUAAUCAUUUCAUAUUUCACGAUAGCAUGUUAGUCCUUGAGUAUUCAUUCUGUUAGCUAAAGAAGUUCUGCGAUUUUCUGUCACACGGCGGAUAUGUAGAAUUUAAAACCUUACAACCUAUUUUGAAAAAGAAUUGGUAGGACUAACUCAUCUUUAAAAAUAGAAUUUAAAACCUUACAACCUAUAUAGAAGAAGAAUUGGUAGGGACUAAGUCCUUUUUAAAACCAGUAGUUGAUUUUGAACCUACACUCAAGUCUCUCUAGGAGUUCGGCGCUGGUAUUUGAUUAAUUCUAUGGUUUGGACCAUCUCAGAUCUGCUACAUGUUGGUACGUAUAUCAGAUAUUUCAUGUUGAUGUUGAUCUGGAGAGCAGUUUUGGCGGGUAUGUAUGGUGUGUUAACAUUCUUUCAACUAUCUUCAUAAAAAUAUAUUGUUUGACAACCAAAGUUUACCAUUGCAAAAGAGAACAGGAUAUUUUCACCUUUUACUGUCAUCCAUUAAGCUUUUCUCUUAUGUUUAUACUGCUACUGGUCUGAGAUUGAAGAUAUAUUCUUUUGAGGGUCGAUGUUUACUAUGUCAUGUUAAGACAUGCAAGAUUCAUCAAUAAUCCGUUGUAGUCUAGUCGUUAGGAUACUCGGUUCUCACCCGAGAGACCCGGGUUCAAUUCCCGGCAACGGAAUGAACAUAAACAUGACAUACUAAACAUUGGGUCGGUGUCAUUUUUCUGCUACAAGAAGUGUAAUAUUGUUGUAGAUAAACAAGGAAGAGAUGAUCUUAUGAGUCUGAUGCCUGCAAAGAUAAAUACAGUCUAAUGUGAGUAUAAAUAAUUUUUGAAUGAAAUUUUGUAACAGUACUGAAUCCUAGUCUUUUGAACUCAAUUUGCAGGCAGUUAGAUACACGAAUUAUCUCGCGUUGGUAUCCUCCAUGUGGCGCAACGUAAGCAGUUUAUUCUUGUGGCAAACAUGAACAAUCUAUCUGAUGCUUUAAGGUGCUCUUUCAUAGACUUCAAAUUAGAUUGGCAGGACCUCUGGUUUAUUUUUCAACUGAUCUGCAUCUCUCCGAAGCCUCCAUUUUUUGUAUAUAAGUUUAACAUGUCAUUGCUCUAUAUAGGGGCAGAUCGAGUCAGUUGUAUCCAGUGAAUUCUGCAAAAAGUCUAAGAAAGUUGAUGGCAAGAAUUUUAUUUAUAUCGAUCGAGUACUUACUUGGUCGUGGUAACACACAACUUGAUCAACUCAAAAGCCCUGAUACAGUUGGAUUGUCAUCAUUGAGUGUUGAUUCUUCACAAACAACAGGUUCAUCCUCCUAGAUUUUGUAAAGAAACCACUCUUUUUUCAACUUUUGCAGGUGUUGGUUGAUUAUAACAUCUCUUUUGCUGGGAUUAUCAUAGAGUAUUACUUCUAGGAUUCAGAAACAUUUAUAUGGUGUUAAAAAGGGAAUUUUCAUCGAGGCUUUAGAGAUGGAAUAGAUUACAUUUACUAUUCU